AUGUUUGAUGCAUAUGGUAAUCACGUGUCAAAAGGCUUGGAAGUUCAGUUGGAUGUGGACGGAUUUCAUAUGCUAGAUCAAACAGAUCAAAUAAGUCCCAAGCAUAAGGUUGAUGAUAAUGGAUGCAUUAACCUUGGUGGCCUCUUGAAAGUGAUAGCAGGAUUUGGAAGUAAAGCUUCACUUUCUGUUUUAUCUGGCCAUGAAGUUGUUUUCAAGCAGGAGCUUCAAAUUGAAAAAAGGGAGUUGAGGAUUGCAUCAAGGGUACCUGAGUUUUGUACUGCUGGUACUGAACUGGAAAAUAUCAUUUUUGAAAUUGUCAACUCUGAGGGUGAUGUUGAUGAGACUAUUCAUGAUGAAGAUAAGUAUGGGCAAUCUCACACUCUCACUAUAAAGUCAGAGUCAUUCAAUACUGAGGAAUCUAUUCGGUACACUUUUAAACAUGGGCGCUGCACUGUUCCUGCUAUUCCCCUCCCUCAAAAGAAUGGGAUGUUUUGCUUUGAAGCUUCUCAUUCUCGUCACCCAGAGCUAAAUUUGAGUGUUCAGGUUUCUGUGCAAGCUCCAAAAGUGGAGUAUGAUGAUAUUCAGUCUCCAUCUAUAGACGGAAAUGUCUUGCUCCUUCAGGACUCAUCUUCCCUAAAGCAAGUAGAAAAAGUCAUGGUGUCCAUGAUAAAUAAUGAGAAGAAACUUGAGGAUAAAAUAAUUCAAAUUGGUUAUCGCAUUAGGAAUCUGGAGAAGCAACUGAAUACACAUUCUAAAAGGAAGGAAGAAGUCGAGCAAGAUUUGUUUCAAUUGCAAGCAUCUGUCAACCCAAAGUACUUUCCCACAAAAGAGGAACUGAUAAAUUGGAUAGAAAGCAUGAAUCACUCUGCAGCGGCUGUCCUCUGCAGUCUUUCAAGAGAAUUCUCCUUCCAAGAGCAGCCAAAUCAUUUGUUGGAAGAUAUAAUUGGCCUGGUUGCACUUCUGGGUACAGUUUGCACCAACAAUCUUAGCAGGAUUUUAGCAGAGUACUUGGGUGAAGAUCAGAUGCUUGCUGUUGUCUGUAGAUCCUUUGUGACUGCAAGUGCUCUUGAGAAUUAUGAACAAAAUGGAGAAGUGGAUUGUGGGCAAGCCCUUCAUGCAGCAGCAGCUGCACGUGGAAAUUCUAUUAACGGUCGAUUUCUUGUUAUUUGCCUUGAAGAUCUAAGGCCUUAUUCUGGGAAGUAUGAAGGUAGUGACCCUCAGAGGAAGCUGGCCUUGCCGUAUCCUACCUUGCCUAGGGGGAAUGUGCCAAGAGGUUUCAUUGGGUAUGGAGUUAACAUGAUUGACUUAGACAUUGAUCAUUUACACACAAGAACUGCUGCAGGCCAUGGUCUUCGGGAGACAGUACUGUAUCGUCUUCUAGGAGAGGUUCAAGUAUAUGAAACCAGGGAAUGCAUGUUAGAAGCCCGUCAUUGUAUAAAGCAUGGUGCUGUAUCUCUGGAUGGUGGCAUUUUAAGAGAGAAUGGAGUUAUUUCUCUUGGAUAUGGGGAUCCUCGUAUAUGUUUUCCAGUUGUCACACCAGACAGUGAGUCCUCGGCAGGAAAUGUGGAGGUCAUGAAAUUAAUUGAAGAAAAAAAGGAGGAGUUGGAAGUGAUCACCAGUUCUAUUGGGAAGAUGACUAAAUCCCAUGAAAAAUCUUUGAAGAAGUUCAAGAAGAAGAAAGAAAAGUACGACAAGUUCAUGGAUAAUAUGGAACCUGUGUUAAAAGACUACUAUUUGGAAUAUAAAUCCAAGAGCAAGUCAGAUAACUCACCUUGCUGAUGUACAUUGUCCUUCUGUAGUGCAGUAAAUCUCUAUAAUGCUUGUAAAUAUCCAUAGAACAGGUUUUUGCUUAAAAGGAAAUUUUAUAUUUGUAGAUGUCACUUUUGGAAAACUACUAGAACCCUGAGAAUUUUACUGCUAGCACAACUCCAAAAUUCAUAGGAUCAACAUAGCAGUCCAUUUACUUUUAUAUUCAAUGUUUGAAGAAGGCCUCUUAAUUUAGGGUUAGAAUUCAAUGUGUAGCACUUUAUUUA
This is a messenger RNA of Quercus lobata, 2033 nucleotides long. RefSeq names its product En/Spm-like transposon. Lineage: Eukaryota; Viridiplantae; Streptophyta; Magnoliopsida; Fagales; Fagaceae. The coding region runs from base 1 to 1779 and encodes 592 amino acids. The record is from RefSeq and is a predicted model, not a curated record. The transcript is spliced from 10 exons.